This is a messenger RNA of Carcharodon carcharias (great white shark), 1323 nucleotides long. RefSeq names its product serine/threonine-protein kinase SBK1-like. The transcript is spliced from 4 exons. Gene Ontology annotation, biological process: peptidyl-serine phosphorylation; peptidyl-threonine phosphorylation. Lineage: Eukaryota; Metazoa; Chordata; Chondrichthyes; Lamniformes; Lamnidae. Bases 130 to 1287 code for a protein of 385 amino acids. The record is from RefSeq and is a predicted model, not a curated record. Gene Ontology annotation, molecular function: ATP binding; protein serine/threonine kinase activity.
GCAGGCACAACCAAUUCCAUCCUUGCCCUCCAUCUGGGCUACACUGACCAGGUAUCCCAGCACUAAGGGACAAAGAUCGAAAUUCAGAACUGGGAGUGAUUUCGAUCCACUUUGCUUCCAUUAAUAGCCAUGAAUUCUUCACUAAUGACUCGAGGAGCAAGUGAUGUUCUGGAGGAGCUCCAGCUGCUCACAGCUCAGAACCUGGAGAGGCUGGAGGUGAAUAAAUACUAUGAGGUGAUUAGGGAGCUGGGAAAAGGCACCUAUGGCAAGGUUGACCUGGUUAUCCAUAAGGUCAGAGGUACCAAAAUGGCCUUGAAGUUCCUGAGGAAGAAGACCACCAAACUAAAGAGCUUCCUCAGAGAGUACAGCAUCUCCCUCUAUCUGUCAGCUUCACCUUUCAUCAUUGACAUGUUUGGGAUAGCCUUUGAAACUGAUGAAUAUUAUGUGUUUGCCCAGGAAUAUGCGACAGCAGGGGACCUGUUUGAUAUCAUUCCUCCCCAGGUUGGCCUUCCUGAACAGAUUGCCAAGCGCUGUGUGCACCAAGUUGCCUUAGCUCUAGACUAUCUUCACAGCAGGAAGCUGGUACACCGUGACAUCAAACCAGAGAACAUCCUCAUCUUUGACAAGGAGUGCCGCAAAGUUAAACUGUCUGAUUUUGGGAUGACUCGUCGGGCUGGCACUCCUGUCAAACGGGUGAGUGGUACCAUCCCUUAUACCGCCCCAGAGCUCUGCGAUGCCUCCAAACAUGAGGGCUUCUCAGUGGAUUACAGCAUUGAUGUCUGGGCUUUUGGAGUGCUACUCUUCUGCAUGCUCACAGGAAAUUUCCCCUGGGAGAAAGCCCUACUGUCAGACUCUUUCUAUGAUGAGUUUGUAAGAUGGCAGAAGCGCAGAGGUACCAGCGUGCCAUCUCAAUGGAGGCGGUUCACCGACGAUGCUCUCCGCAUGUUCCGGAAACUUCUGCCCGUUGAACCAGAGAGGAGGUGCUCCGUCAAGGAGAUCUUCAGAUACCUGAGUUAUCGGUGGAUGCUGGACACAGAUUGUAAUAACAGCAUUGCUGAUGUGAGCUCUUCCUCUGAAGAAGAUCUGGUGGCCAGGAUGAAGCAACAGAGCUUGUCCCCUGUCUGCAAUGUUGCCAAGAGCGCAAUUUCUGUGGAAACACCAUCCUCGCGCUUCUCCUCCAUGACAACAUCUAGCUCCCUCUCAUCUAACAACAGCUAUGAGAGAACAACAAGGGAGAGCAGCAAUACCAGAAUUCUGGUUGCCACACCCAUUGAAAUCUGUGUCUAGAUUAUACUGCGCAGUGUCCAAGUUGCAGGUGGCUUU